GGGAGAACAAUGUUUUAAGCACAGGCAACUGGCUGCUGAGACAAAACAGCAAGAGAGAGAGAGAGAGAGAGAGAGAGAGAGAGAGAGAGAGAGAGAGAGAGAGAGAGAGAGAGAGAGAGAGAGAGAGAGAGAGAGAGAGAGAGAGAGAGAGAGAGAGAGAGAGACAACGGACCAGCUAGACACAAGAUGGCUACGGUCUCUUCUGAUUUAAAUGCUGCAGAGGGACCCUCUCCACCCAUGUGGCGCCUACUGUUGCUGGGGUUCCAGGGCUCUGGUAAGACCUCAACACUGAAUACCAUCUUGAGCCAGGAUAAAAACCCAUCUGACAAUUGCCAAACAGACCAACAACAUUGGGUAGACAUACUCACCUGGCGACUGUUGAUCAUUGACACCCCAGGAUGGAAUCUGGAAACCGAAGACACAACUAAUGAGACGGACUCAGAGAACCAGCAGUCCUUCAUUGAUCAAUGUUCUCCUGGUCCCCAUGCCCUGCUGCUGGUGGUUCCCAUCGGAGUUCCAUUCACCGAAAACCACUGGCAAGGUCUUUGGGCCCGAGUUAGAGAACUGGGAGCAGGAGUAUGGAGGCACACCAUGGUUUUGUUCACCUGUGCGGACCAGUUGCAGGACAAGGGUGUUGAGGAAUUUAUUGUGGAUGGCGGGGCAGCGCUGCAAAGGUUGGUGGAGAGGUGUGGCUGCAGGUAUCAUGCCUUGGAUAACACCUGCUCAGACAAAAGUGCUCAAGUUGCAGAGCUUUUACAAAAAGUCGAGGAAAUGGUUCGGGAGAAUCAAGGCUGGUUCUUUGAAAUGGUGAGGCCAAGCCUUGGAUUCGAUGAUGAAGAAAAUGAAAGAGAAGAGGAUGGAGUCCCAGAAGUGGAGAGGACAGCAGCAAUGUUUAGAUCUCCUCCAAGAGAGUUACGGGUUCUGCUAGUAGGCUGGCGUGGAGCAGGUAAGAGCUCUGCAGGUAAUCUUCUACUGGGCUGUCGUGUGUUUGAAUCAGGACGCCCCACUGAGGUGUCUGUCCGUCAUCAAGCAUUGGUUGCUGGUCGGCGCCUCACAAUUGUUGACACGCCAGGUUGGGAUUGGUUCUCCGCCCAGCGCACACCGAGCAACAUUCGAAAAGAAAUUAAACAAGGGGCAGGGCUUCUCCAUCCUGGCCCACAUGCACUCUUACUGGUAAUCCCUGUAGUCUCGACCCUCACACCCAAAAAGAGGCAGGCCCUCAAGAGCCAGUUGGAAAUGUUUGGCGAGGAGGCGUGUCUUCACACACUGGUGCUGUUUUCAUGUGGCGAUUGGCUGUAUGGCACAUCCAUUGAGGAUCACAUCCAGCGGGAUGGAGGAGAGCUGCUGAAACUGAUGCAGCAUUGCUGGAACUGUUAUCAUGUGCUGGACUGUACCAAAGCCAACAACGACAGGACACAGGUGACUGAACUCUUGCAGAAAAUAGAGGAAAUGGUAGCAGAGAAUGGACAGAAACCUUUCUUACCUGUCAAAUUAAAUCAAGAACUGGACGAGGAGGAAACGAGUGGAAGGUGCAUUCUACAGUAAAAUAUAAGCCAACAUAAAGUGCAACUCUGGUAAAUCUAAGAGGAAUGUAGAGGUUAUUGACCUUUUUGAUCCCAAAACAAGCGGUAUUUAUGCAACUGAUUAUUACCCAUAAGGCCAUUCACACUGUUUGUAUGUCAUCUUGAUAGAAUUAGACUUACAACCUACAUUUCUGGUUUCUUGAGCAAUGUUAAGAUUUAGUCACAUUUUCAUAAAGUUUUAAAUU
Messenger RNA from Rhinichthys klamathensis goyatoka, 1768 nucleotides. Its product is annotated as GTPase IMAP family member 8. The record is from RefSeq and is a predicted model, not a curated record. The transcript is spliced from 4 exons. Gene Ontology annotation, molecular function: GTP binding. Bases 187 to 1545 code for a protein of 452 amino acids. Lineage: Eukaryota; Metazoa; Chordata; Actinopteri; Cypriniformes; Leuciscidae.